UUCGAAACUUUUGUUGUUGUAGAAAAAUUUUGUUUUUCUCUCAGGAUUUUGGUUUCUCUCAAUGAUAAUUUGCUGCCCUGAAAAAUAAUUGUCUGUUUAUAUCUUAUUGUGACUCCUAGACGUCAAAAUGUUUCAGUUUGGUUUCAAUAUGUUUCCCGAGAUGCCUAGGCCUUUCAACAUGACCUACCAAUGCUUCUCUGUAGCAAUGUUACCAGGAAACGAAAGGCAAGAUGUUGAAAGAGGAGGAAAAAUUAUUAUGCCACCUUCAGCUCUGGAACAACUGACAAGACUUAACAUCAACUACCCCAUGCUUUUCAAGCUGGUGAAUAAGAAUACCAAUAGAGUAACACAUUGUGGGGUACUAGAAUUUGUUGCAGAUGAGGGUAAAGUCUAUUUACCACUCUGGAUGAUGCACAAUUUAGUUUUAGAAGAAGGUGACUUGGUUCAAAUGGAAAGCAUCUCACUUCCAGUGGGAACUUUUUCAAAAUUCCAGCCUUUGAACCCAGAUUUUUUGGAUAUCACUAAUCCAAAGGCUGUACUGGAAAAUUGUUUGAGAUCUUUUGCCUGUCUCACUACCGGGGAUGUGAUAGCUGUCAAAUACAAUCAGAAACCAUAUGAACUUUGUGUAUUGGAAACUAAACCUGGGAAUGCUAUCACCAUCAUAGAAUGUGAUAUGAAUGUAGAAUUUGCAGCCCCCGUAGGCUACAAGGAACCGGAACGCAUCAAAAAAGAGGAAGAAGAAGCUGCCAUGGACCCGGCAGAUCUGAUGCCGGAACCUUCCGGUUUCGUCGCCUUCCGGGGUGCCGGCAAUCGCUUGGACGGCAAAAAACGCAAAGACUCCACCUCCAGUGAAUCUUCUGCUCCUAAAGUGGUCUAUGUCAAGGGUAUUCCUGAUUAUGAUUACCAAAUAGGGACCUUGAAGUUCAUCCGGAGGACCGUCAAACAGAAGAGCAAAGACGAGGAAGAAACUAGCGAGUUUCAAGCGUUCAGUGGCACCGGGUUCAGUCUCAGAGGUAGAAAUUAGAUACUUUACUUUUGUACUAUAAGUUAUUGAUAUAAUGUGUGUGUUGUUUUCUCUUUAGAUGAUUAGCUGUUGCAAUAAAGAAUUUGGAUCAUC
Messenger RNA from Phaedon cochleariae (mustard beetle), 1117 nucleotides. The record is from the annotation of a GenBank genome assembly. NCBI's taxonomy places the organism in Eukaryota, Metazoa, Arthropoda, Insecta, Coleoptera, Chrysomelidae.